AAACAUGUCCUCAAAACGAAAGUCCCCACCAACAAAACUACACGAAGGCACCAACUCAACAGACCCCACGACACCAGGAGUUCAGCACACCGGCAGCGGCAGCGAAGGAGGAGGUCUCACCGACCUGGACGAGACGAGCAGCAAUAACCUAAGUGAUAUCUGCGAGGAAGACAACAAUACUAUGGUUCACAACUCUAACGCGUUCUACAAACUAUCGGAGCCAUCUUCGCCGGGCAGUGUCUCCCCCAGUGAAGGAGAGGACCUUGAGGAGGAUCGCAUGCCUCCCAAUAAAUCGGCCAGAAUGGGUGAACCUCACAUAUUCGUUUCUAGUAGUAUUCAGGCGUUAUCCUUACAUACGGAUCACGAAAGACGACGGAACUCUUCGGAGUGUAGUAGUCCCAGUGCUGAUAUAAAAACGAACAGUUAUAACAAUAAUAAUAAUAACAAUAGUUUAGUUAAUAAUAACAGUUCCUCGCAUCCGCUGAAACGGACUAUGGAUGACGUUCUUAAGAGGCUUACGUCGAAGAUAAAUCAUAGUACGAUACGGGAAGAAAAAAGGCCUACUCCGUGUUCGACGCCAAAUUCUGUGAACAAUUCAGAUGUCGAACCAACAGCUGCCAUCCAACAAGCGCUUUCGGGUGACAACAUUAUGGAAAAAGAUAGAAAAUUAUCUGAAUUAAUUUUCCAACUCCAGAUGGUCAGGGAACAGCUCUUACAACAACAACCAGAACCUAAUAAGACACCCAGUGCCAGUCAACUAGUUAACGACACUCACCAAAAACAGCUGGAACUCCAGCGCCUACAGCAAGAACAGCUGUUACAACACCAACAGAAACUGCAAGAACUUCAAGGCCAGAUAACAGCACAGUAUGCUGCAGGUCCUCAUCAGGCAGGGCUCAUGUUCCUGCCCUUUUUGGAACAGCUGCGUGGGUUACAACCUCCAGCGAUGCCACAAAAUGUUGCCAAAUCACCGAUGGGAAAUCAUAUGCUUCCUCCACAUCAAGUCCCAAAUUGGAUCUCAGCCACAGCUCACCUCGCUCAAAUGCCAAACAUGACGGGACCACCGCCAGAAAAACGAUCUCCACCUCCACAAACGACGCCAUCAACGCCACCUCCACCCCCAUCGGACCCAGAUGCACCACUCAACCUCAGCAAACCGAAAUCGUCGAGCUCCGGUUCUGCGAGGUCAAGCCCACAAAGUACUCCCACUGCUCCUCUACAAGAUCAGCCAGUAGCAGCAACUGCGCCUAAACUUCUUCCGCCUAAUCUAAUGAUGUCAAGGGCGUUCUUACCAUAUGCAGGAUUACCUCCACAGUUUCCUAUGGACAGGAAUAUGCCCAAUAAAGACAUGACCAGUCCGGACAAGCAACCGCAUUUUCCUCUUCAUAUGUAUGGUUUGCCGACACCGCCGCAUAUGGGCGGACCCAAAGAGGAUAGUAUUAAGGAAGAUAGAGAUUUUUUAGCCAGUUGUCACCUCUGGGGUUCACCGGACGCUAAUUUCAAACUCGAAGCGGAUAAUGCAGAGAAGGCGAAAAUCAUCAGGCAACAGGCGAAGCGGGAUAACGAAAACAAACCGCACAUCAAGCGGCCCAUGAACGCCUUCAUGGUGUGGGCGAAAGACGAAAGGAGAAAGAUCCUCAAGGCGUGUCCGGACAUGCACAAUUCCAACAUAUCUAAAAUUCUCGGAGCGAGAUGGAAGGCUAUGUCGAAUUCUGAAAAACAGCCGUACUACGAGGAACAGUCUAGACUGUCUAAAUUGCAUAUGGAGAAGCAUCCCGAUUAUAGGUAUCGACCGAGGCCGAAGAGGACGUGUAUUGUGGAUGGAAAGAAAAUGCGAAUAUCAGAAUACAAGAUGCUAAUGCGCCAACGCCGCCAAGAAAUGCGGCAGCUCUGGUGUCGCGAUUCCACUGACAUGAACAACUUUAUGCCUCCCAAUCCAGAAAUGUCACCCGCCACAUCGACCUCCGGUAGGCCAUCGGUAUCGCCACCAAUGGGAAUGCUAAAUGGCGCUGGUCCCAGCUCGGAUGCUAGUUACUACUAUACCCACGACAGCACCUCGCCGGAAGCCAUGAACUUCUCUCAGGAUUCUAGUAUGGCUUAUGAUUCGUCACCUAGACAUGGUAACGACUGA
Molecule: messenger RNA, 2131 nt
Organism: Diabrotica balteata
Lineage: Eukaryota; Metazoa; Arthropoda; Insecta; Coleoptera; Chrysomelidae
Source: the annotation of a GenBank genome assembly